AUGGAAUAUACAUUGGAUAUUCUUCAAGACACGGGAACAAUUGGUGCAAAGCCUGAUGCCUUUCCAAUGGAGACCAAUUUGAAGCUGAUAGCCAUUGAUUCUAUUUUGUAUGGAGAUCCAUCAGCCUACAGAAGACUCAUUGGGAGACUAUUAUACUUAACACUUACAAGACCAGACCUUGCAUAUUCAGUCCAAGUCCUAAGCCAAUUUCUUGCUAAGCCUACUGUGAGUUAUCAUCAAGCAGCAGUUAGAGUGUUAAAGUACUUGAAAGCCACUCCAGGUCAGGGAUUGUUCCUCUUGGCAUCCUCAGAAUUGCAACUCAAGGCAUUCUCAAAUAGUGAUUGGGCAUGGUGCAUUGAUACAAGAAGAAAUGUCACAGGGUUUGCAGUAUUUUUGGGAAACUUAUUGAUCUCAUGGAAGUCCAAAAAGCAAGUAACUAUCAGUCGAUCCUCUGUUGAAGCAGAAUAUUGA
Juglans regia (Persian walnut) is the source of this 471-nucleotide messenger RNA. RefSeq lists its product as uncharacterized. The transcript has a single exon. The record is from RefSeq and is a predicted model, not a curated record. Lineage: Eukaryota; Viridiplantae; Streptophyta; Magnoliopsida; Fagales; Juglandaceae. Bases 1 to 471 code for a protein of 156 amino acids.